Messenger RNA from Verticillium nonalfalfae, 360 nucleotides. RefSeq lists its product as uncharacterized. Lineage: Eukaryota; Fungi; Ascomycota; Sordariomycetes; Glomerellales; Plectosphaerellaceae. The transcript has 3 exons. The record is from RefSeq and is a predicted model, not a curated record. Gene Ontology annotation, cellular component: preribosome, large subunit precursor. Bases 1 to 360 code for a protein of 119 amino acids.
AUGGCCAAAAGUGCAAGGGCGAGUACGCGGAAGGCGAACAACCGGAGGCUGAAGCAGAAUGUCUUCGGUCCUGUUGAGUCUGCUCGAACGGAGCGCCUGUCGGCGAAGCUGUUGGAACUGGCUGCUCAGCCCAAGCCCCAAAAGGAGCAGGACACGACCAUGGACGUGGAGGACCUUGAUGCUGAGAUUGCGAAUGAGCCCGCCGCUGAAGCUUCUGAGCCUGUGGAAGACUCCAAUACGAUGGACAUUGAGGGCGCCAAGCCAGCAAGCAAGCCGAAGAGCGCUGGCAAGGUUCAGAAGAAGCGGAAGACGUCCAGGAUUGUAUUCCCCAAGUACAAAGAUCGUAAGGGCAAGAAAUGA